Hevea brasiliensis (rubber tree) is the source of this 1558-nucleotide messenger RNA. RefSeq names its product acyl-CoA hydrolase 2. Gene Ontology annotation, molecular function: fatty acyl-CoA hydrolase activity. Gene Ontology annotation, biological process: fatty acid catabolic process; acyl-CoA metabolic process. Lineage: Eukaryota; Viridiplantae; Streptophyta; Magnoliopsida; Malpighiales; Euphorbiaceae. The record is from RefSeq and is a predicted model, not a curated record. Bases 132 to 1412 code for a protein of 426 amino acids. The transcript has 17 exons.
CUACACUAGCAUAUCAGGCACUUCGGAUCUCUUUACCUUUAUCUUUCUUUUCUUCAUCGUUCCUGCUCCAGGCCAAAUAACAAGAACAUAUAUCCACUGCAUUGUAACAGAAAGAAAGAUCAAUCUUGAUUAUGGGCGCCGAAUCAAUGAUCGAGUUCUUAGGUGCUGUUCCUUUGCUUCAGAGGCUCCCGAGCUCGUCUCUCAAGAAAAUUGCUCAGCUCGUUAUUGCUAAAGACUAUGAGAAAGGCCAAUAUAUUCUUCGCGAGGGAGAGACUGGGGAAGGAGUCUAUUUCAUAUGGGAAGGGAAGGUUGAAGUUUCUGGAUCAGUUCAUGCCGAGGAAGACACUCGUCCUGAGUUCCAAUUGCAACGCUGUGAUUACUUUGGUGUCAUUGCUUCCAUUCAGCAGGCAGAUGUUAUUGCUUUGACCAAGUUGACGUGCUUGCUGCUGCCUCAUGAACAUUGCACUUUACUUCUUCCAAAAUCAAUGUGGAGUGCUGAUAAGACUCCAGACUCAUGUUCGCUUGUGGAGAAUAUAUUGCAUUUGGAGCCAAUAGAACUGAAUAUAUUCCAGGGUAUUACCUUGCCAGACGCCCCAAAAUUUGGCAAGGUCUUUGGAGGACAGUUUGUUGGGCAGGCACUGGCUGCGGCAUCAAAAACCGUUGAUUGCCUUAAAAUUGUUCAUAGCUUGCAUGCUUAUUUUCUUCUUGUCGGUGAUUUCAACUUGCCAAUUUUGUAUGUAGUUGACCGUGUGCGUGAUGGAAAAAGUUUUGCCACCAGAAGAGUUAAUGCAAUACAGAAAGGGAAUGUUGUAUUUACAUUGAUUGCUUCAUUUCAGAAAGAAGAACUUGGCUUUGACCACCAAGAAGUAACAAUGCCAAAUGUUCCAGAACCAGAGAUGCUUCUGUCAAUGGAGGAGCUGCGUGAGAGACUUCUAACUGAUCCUCGUCUUCCAAGGAGCUAUCGAAGCAUGGUGGCCUCAAAAGAUUAUAUCCCUUGGCCCCUAGAGAUAAGGUUUUGUGAGCCGAACACCAACAAUCAUCAGGAAAAAUCUCCUCCAAGUUUGAGGUACUGGUUUAGAGCAAGAGGAAAACUUUCAGAUGACCAGGCAUUGCAUAGAUGUGUAGUAGCGUAUGCUUCAGAUUUUAUGUUCCUUCAAGUUAGUAUGAAUCCCCACCACACAAAGGGUUCGAAGGAGGCUUCUGUUAGUCUAGACCACUCGAUUUGGUUCCACCGGCCAUUUAGAGCUGAUGACUGGAUAUUAUUUGUGAUUACGAGUCCUGCUGCCUCCCAUACACGCGGCUUUGUAUCUGGCCAAAUGUUCAAUGGAAAGGGAGAGCAUGUUGUAUCAUUGACUCAAGAGGGUCUGCUUAGGAAGGCUUCACCAAACCCAGCCACUGCCUCCAAGUUGUAAAUCAUAUUCUGUUGUGAUUAUUGACAAUAUAUAUUAAUCAUAGCUUAUAACUUUAAUGUGUGAUUAUUGACAAUCCCCAAAUCAUACAAGGGGCCUUUGAAUGAUUGUCUUAAGAAUAAAUAUUAAAAGUUAAUUUUAAUAGGCAA